AUGGAUUCAUUCAUUUUCAACCAAAAUUUGCCCAACAAGUACCCUGAAAAUUUUCCAGACCAUAUAAGUGAUGACACGGAGAGCUCUCCUGGUGUACUUGACCGUGAUGGACGCGUUCAGACACUUGAGAAUUACCUUGUCCCGGGACCAUUCUUUGACAACUUCUCGAAUUAUAGCAACUCUCCCGGCUACUCCCCUGUGACAUUCUCAGCCGCCGCCAGCGUUUCUGGGGUCGCGCCGCCGGCCAACAACCAAGAGGAUGUUCCGGGUGGGGACUUGACACCGGCUGGAUCUGCAUUGCUACAAAGUCAGCAAUGGCAACCAACGGGAAUCGUGGACCCAGGGCCCUCGCAGGUGCCGUUAGAGUCUUCGAAUGCCUACUUAGACAAUCUCGUGGAAUUCCUUCUAAUCAAGACUGCGUUCGAGUCAAUAAGAGGAUUGACUCAAGACAUCUUGCCUCGACUUGAUGACGAAGUCUCUUUGGGGAGCCUGAAGACUUUUCUGCAAGGCACGUUUUCGGCACUUGAUGCCUCGAUUCAAGGAAGACUUGACCAAAUCGCUCCCACUCGGCCGGUCACAAGAGAUAGAUAUCGCUGCAAACUUUGUGACACUCGCGCAGGAGCACGAGUAUAUCGGACUCUCGGCACUUUCAAGAGGCAUGUAAGCCACACGCACAGGGCUGAACAUAUCUAUCUUUGCCCUUUCAACCCAUGUACCUUCAAUAAAUCGACUAGAAGGGACAAGUUUGGCCAACAUUUGCCUCAGACACACAACUUUAGAGCAUGGGACAAGAAGUUCCUCGAUGGAUGCCGGAAACCCUGCCCAUCUCCUGCUUCAUGUGAUAUAUGUCACGCAGGAGUGAGCAGCUGGAAGAAGUGGUUUAAAUGUGUUGCAAAUCAUUGUCGGUUGCCAAUUGGAGCAUAUACGGCCACCAGUAUAAGCCUGAGCAGAAGAGGUAGUGGCAGCAGCGGCGGAGAUGGGUCUGAAUCCGGCGAUCAACAGCCAUAUGGAGGUAACGGGUUCAACGGUGUCGCGCCUGCAUUCGGAGGUAAUCACAUGGGUGGAAAUGAGAGUAUUUACUUCAACGUCGGCCAACAAUUUGGUUAUUAUCAUGCCAGUCAUUCUCAAAACAAGGUGCAAGCUCCACCUGGAUGUGAGCCGUUGCAUGGUGCUGAUCUGCCCGCCGAUUCUCAUUUCGACUCGGCGUCAACUACUGGAUCAGAAACAACAGACAGUCAGCUAUCAGUCUUUCGUGCUACGGAUCUCCGAAAACAUCACUUCGGCCUGGUUUCAACAUUGGAGCACUGUCCUUCAGCACUGGACAACUCCCGUGACUUGACACUGCAGCAGAAAAAUUCUGAGCAGUCAUCUGACCAUUCCAACCGGAAGGAUAUCAAGCGCAUACUGCCCACACCGAGGGAUCGCAAUCUCCAGAAUGACUCGCCUCGAGAUCUGGAAAGGUCGUUCAAAGUAAACCUCUCCGUCAACACCCUUUCCCGGAAAAGCGGGAAACUGGCCAUUGACCAGUUGUUCAAAUUGAAAACAACCAUCGCGAAUGCCCAGAAUGCUCAGAAUGCGCAGAAUACCCAGACUGAGAUCCAAAGACGUCAAAUGGACAGUUCCACGGCCUCCGAAGUGAUAUUGGAUUAUCCUGAUUCUUCUGAGAUAAUCUUCGAUGUUCCAAUUGUCGAGACGGAAGAGCCUUCAACCCUCUGGGAUUCGCUCCAGAGCAACGCUAGAUUCAUCAAAAAUCUCGUUUCAUUAGCACGCAAACACUGCCAACUUGAAGCAUAUGAUCUUCAGUCUUUUGAUACACUUUUAGGUGAUAUCUUGCCGAGAUUGCUAGACAGUUGGAACAACCCCGUUCGUACCAUUACGCCAUAA
Messenger RNA from Aspergillus clavatus NRRL 1, 1884 nucleotides. RefSeq names its product putative C2H2 zinc finger domain protein. The coding region runs from base 1 to 1884 and encodes 627 amino acids. The transcript has 4 exons. Lineage: Eukaryota; Fungi; Ascomycota; Eurotiomycetes; Eurotiales; Aspergillaceae. The record is from RefSeq and is a predicted model, not a curated record.